AGAAUUAGAAAAAAUUAGAAAAGUGGUGUCGUUGGGCCAAGUUGUUCACAUUCACAUAUACUGUGGUCGUCGGUUUCUGUUUACCAUCCGAGAAUUGGUCUGACGGUGUAUCACGUGACCCCGUCGAGAUUUAUUCAUUCCUCGCAAGAAUGGCGAGCAGAAAGGUUUGUUGUUUGCUCGGUAAUUCGAGCAAGUUGUGUCCAAAACCUUUAACGACAUUGUCUACAACCGUACGAGGUAAAACUUUUUGGGAAACAGGGCAAAAAGUCACUCACACUGGCCAGACAUAUGAUCCAAAUGACAGACGUCUUGCAAGAUUUACCGAUCGACAAAAAGAGGUUAAUCCCAAUUGGGCGAUCAACUUGAUUGCCCAAGUUCCACCAAAGCCGACUAAAGAUCGAAUUGUUGCUUGCGAUGGUGGUGGCGGACCUCUCGGACAUCCCAAAGUUUAUAUUAAUCUGGAUAAACCAGGCAACCAUAGCUGCGGUUAUUGUGGCUUGCGUUUCCACAAAGAGGAUCACCACCAUUGACUCCUGGGAUGUAUAUUUGCCAGCAGUUCAAUUGAAACAUUAGUCCAAGAGUGUUGAAAUGUAAUAUAAGAAAAAGUUAUACAAUCUGUGGUAACAUGAUUCACGGUUACCUGGGAAUAAGGGUCUCAGAAAAAAUCGAAAUCACCGGCUUGUGCUUAGCUAAGAAAAGUAUAUUCUGAUGACGUCUCAGUUCUUAAUAAAUUAAUCGAUUAUCCACUGGA
Messenger RNA from Venturia canescens, 751 nucleotides. It is a transcript of the gene ND-13A, whose product is annotated as NADH dehydrogenase (ubiquinone) 13 kDa A subunit. The coding region runs from base 150 to 530 and encodes 126 amino acids. NCBI's taxonomy places the organism in Eukaryota, Metazoa, Arthropoda, Insecta, Hymenoptera, Ichneumonidae. The record is from RefSeq and is a predicted model, not a curated record. The transcript has 3 exons. Gene Ontology annotation, biological process: mitochondrial electron transport, NADH to ubiquinone.